AUGAACAAACUUCGCAAUUUGUCCGUGCCCCUUUUGUACUCGCGGGGGCGUUCUCCUCCUAUUAAAACCAACAAUUCCCUAUCACUUCUUAGGUUAACUGUUGUUCCAAAAAGAUUCUCGACCGAGGAUGCAGCUAUAGUAUCUACCGACAAAUCAACUGAUGCCUUGGAACAGGCGACUAACCGAAGUCUUCCCUUUAAUAUUUUGGAACAAAUUAUAAGAAAAGAUUCCAAACAUACAGGAGGAAUCUUACACUCGGUAAAUCUCACAGAAGUUUCUUCUCAUUCAAAGACUAGUUUUUCUAAUUACACUGUAAAUAAGGCAUACAUUUUAAUGAUGAUGUGGUUUACGUUCGAACCUUAUUCCGCCUAUCAAAAACAUGAAAUUAAAGACGUUGCUGCGAUUAAAAUGAAUCAGAUGCAAAAACAAGCGGACAGGGAACUUACAAUAUCCACAAGCGUGGGAUCCUGGUUGAUCCUUUUUGUCAUGGGUAGAGAUUAG
This is a messenger RNA of Acaulospora morrowiae, 501 nucleotides long. The record is from the annotation of a GenBank genome assembly. NCBI's taxonomy places the organism in Eukaryota, Fungi, Glomeromycota, Glomeromycetes, Diversisporales, Acaulosporaceae.